Venturia canescens is the source of this 2373-nucleotide messenger RNA. Its product is annotated as U8-agatoxin-Ao1a-like. Gene Ontology annotation, molecular function: ion channel inhibitor activity. The transcript is spliced from 3 exons. The coding region runs from base 288 to 620 and encodes 110 amino acids. Lineage: Eukaryota; Metazoa; Arthropoda; Insecta; Hymenoptera; Ichneumonidae. The record is from RefSeq and is a predicted model, not a curated record. Gene Ontology annotation, cellular component: extracellular region.
CCGAAGCAUCGUACGGUUACAACUGGAACUGUACCACUUCGCAGACUCGAAGAAAAAGGCAUUUCAAACCUCCUUCAUCCGGAGACACUUUGUUUUCGAUUGAUAGUGGAACCGAGAGAACGAUAAUUAGUGCUUGCCCUUCGAUCAAAACGAAGAUAAUUUCGUGCAGAAAUUCCCUUGAAAUUGAGGAGAAUAGAAACCGGAAGAAUCUUCAACUUACGAAUAAAAAUUAUUUUAAUCCCAACGUUUUUUUAUCGUCGUUCAAUCUCAAACAAUUAUCUCUCGUAAUGGAUGUAAAAUUCAGUUUGUUGAGCCUUCUCUUCGUCAUAUGCGUACUGGUCGAAAGAACCACUGCCGGUCCAUACUUUGAAGACGAGGAUGGUGGGAAUGGGCUCGCCUUAGACUCGGAUUAUUCGGACAAUGCACUUGAGAAUCUGAUGCGUGCCGCAGAACAAAAACGUUCCCCAUUGAUAUAUGUGUUUAGGCGUGGAUGCAUCAGACGCGACGGAAAUUGCGAUCACAGGCCGAACGACUGUUGCUACAGUUCCUCCUGUCGUUGCAACCUCUGGGGAUCGAACUGCCGUUGUCAACGAAUGGGACUUUUCCAGAAAUGGGGAUAAGCGACUCGCAGCCAAGUUCACGGAGAGGGGCGAGAAAUUGGGAGAAAACUAGAGAACGAAAGAGUAAAAGGGAGAGAGAAAGAGAGAGAAAGAAACGUGUGCGUGUGUGAUUCCCAAAGAAAUACAACCAAAUUUUUCAUCCCGUAAAAGUAAAUCGAUAAAAAUUAGCAUGUAAAACCCGAAACUUUGUUGAAGAUCACGAAAGAAGUUUUGACGCUGCGCUUACCAACUUCGAUUUCUCUCCAUCAUAUUUGUAUAAACGAUUUUUUACAUAAAAAUUGAUUUCUGCGAUUUAUAAUUACGUUGCUUUAGCUUGUCCCUGUUCAAAGAUUUUUUUUUUAUUUCGCCAGUGUAUUCAGUCACCCUCAUUACGCAAGGAAUGUCAAUUUUUUAAGGGUUCCCUGCGUCUAAGGAUUUCUUUUAGGUGUUCUUGAUUUUUACCAAGAUCCGCGACCCUUUGACUCUCAAAUAAUCGUAGCACUAUCGCAGUUGCGUACUCACAAAAUGUAGAAAAAUUUAUUAGCCAAAAUAUCUCAAAUAUCAAGUAUUUUUCAAUCAAUUAACCUGAUCAUGGCAAUUAGACGAGAAAUUUCAUACCAAGCUGAUACCAGAUUUUAUAAAAAAUAGUCUUCUCUACUUCUACCUAUACAAAUAGUGCAUGAUUCAUUUCCUUUUUUAGUGUCAGAUCCUUACUAGAGACGAAUGUUCGUUUCAAACGUCAUAAGAUGCAGUUCUUAUUUCUUAUAAUGCUCUCUGAUUCGGUUACCCGCCCAAUUUUUAGAAUUUUUCUUUCGCGUUAAUCGAAAACCAAAUAGCAUACGAGAAAUCUCGAAUAUUCAGUUCAAUAAAGUCGUUCAUUAAAUCCUCGAUAUUUAUCAUGAACGAGAGACAGUUUCGAAAAACAACGUGUAUGUAAUUAUCGAAAGUGAAGUUGAUGCAUGAAAAAAGACAUUGCGAUGAUACGACUGAAAUUGCUGUCCGAUUGGGGAUUAACCAGCCACAUCUGUCAAUCGGACAGUCAUUUCUCUCAAGAGAUGCAUGUCCAUCGCUGUUGUUCGUAAAAAAAUGUGCACAAUAUAUAUUCAAACUAAUCGUGCAAUCGAGCGAGAUUCAAUUAAUACCUGAAAAUUGAUUAUAUUACAAUAGAAAUACCAUUGGACUUACGGAGAAAGAGGAGCUGAGAGAAAACCAUAAUUGUACGAGGAAGGCUAAAGCUAACUAAGAUUAAUUAACUAGAGAAAAAUAAAACUGUGAGGAAAGAAAAUGAUUAUGUAUGUCCAUUCGUGGGGCCCGAAUUACUGAUUCGUCGAUGCGGCCUAACGGAACCGCAACGAUACACGAAAAUUGACACUAGAAACAGAAUCGAGCCACGGAUUUCAAAAAUAAACUUAUUAUUCGAGUAAAUAGUCAACUGUAAUAGAACAAAACGGUUACGAUAAAUAUAUAAAAGCUUGGAGCACAAUGUCAACAAUGAAAAAGAUCAAUGAAAUCGAGACCUCUUGAUAGGAAGUAUAGAUGUAUACUAUUACUAUAAGCACAUAAAAUGGCAAAGGAUAAAUAAACAGAAAAAUCUAUAUUGUGUAUUAUUAUCAUUAUCAUUAUUAUUAAACGAUUAUUAAUAUUAUAUAAAUGUUAUACAUAAAUGUAUGUGAUAUCCGGACAAUGGAUGUACACGUAUGAAAAAGUCUUCUGGACAAACUGAAGAAAAAAUAACUAAAAUAUAUAUGAAACGUAUUUGAACUGGCUAAGCAAA